AUGGAAAAACGCAUCGCGUUGAGAGAAUUACAGCGACACGCCUCCUUAGAGAGCUGCUGGGUUUCCUUGUACGGCCGGGUCUACGAUGUUUGUGUCUCCAGCGUUGCAUGCAGUUUGCGAGCUAACGAGGUGAAGAUCACUGGCUUUUUAGACAAACAUCCCGGUGGCUCGUCCAUCCUGUUAGGUCUCGCGGGACAAGAUGCGACAAAGGAGUAUGACUCGAUCCAUCCUCCAGGUAUCCUUGACGAAUACCUCUCAUCAUGUUGCCUCGGGGCACUCAGGAGUGGCUCUUUGACUUCAAGAGACAAGCAUCCCAAGUCAGAUUCAAGCGGAUCAGUCGUACAAGACUCCGUAUCCCAGGCACUCAACCUUCAUGAGAUUGAAGCUUUGGCAAGGAAAUUAUUGCCUCAUAGAUCUUGGGCGUACUAUGUCUCCGCAACAGACGACAAUCUAACCAAGGCCUGGAACAAUUCGGUCUAUCAAUCCAUUCUCCUACGGCCACGGGUCUUUGUCGACUGCAGUCAAUGUGACCUGAGCACGACGGUACUGGGCCAUCAACUUGGGCUACCGGUCUAUGUAUCUCCAGCGGCGAUGGCGCGAUUGGCUCAUCCUUCGGGCGAGGCUGGAAUUGCCAAUGCAUGUGCGAAGUUCGGUGCCCUGCAGAUCAUCUCGCACAACGCAUCGUUGGACCCUGUUGACAUAGUACGUGACUCUACAGAGAAUCAGGUCUUUGGCUGGCAGCUGUACUGUCUCAAGGACGUGCGAAAAAGUGAGCGAAGGAUCCAGAAAAUCAAUCAGAUCAAGCAGAUCAAGUUCAUCGUUCUGACGCUUGAUGCUCCUUUCCCUGGGAAGCGCGAGGUCGAGGUCCGGUCCAAGAUGGACUUUUCGCAGCCGAAUUUACCACCUCAGGUCUGGGGAACGGAUGCUUCGUUGACCUGGGAGAAGACUCUACGCUGGCUGCGCAAGCAUACCCAUCUUCCAAUUGUUCUUAAAGGCGUACAGACAUACGAAGACGCUAUUCUUGCCGCUCGGUACGCCCCAGAUGUCCGAGGAAUCAUCAUCUCCAAUCAUGGCGGACGAGCGCUAGACACUGCGUCGACGCCCAUACACACCUUACUCGAGAUCCAUCGUCAUUGUCCGGAGGUCUUCACGAAGUUGGAAGUCAUGGUAGACGGGGGCAUCAAGCGAGGGACGGACAUCGUCAAGGCCCUUGCGCUGGGUGCCAAAGCUGUCGGUAUCGGUCGAGCGCCGCUUUGGGGACUGGCCGCUGGUGGUCCGGCCGGUGUGGAGAGAGUACUCGAAGUUUUGUCCGAGGAAACAGCGACGGCAAUGCGAUUACUGGGAGUUUCGGAUGUAAGCCAGCUCUCCCAGCAGCACGUCAAUACGCGUGCUCUCGAGGCUGGGGGGUUCUGGAAAGCAAGGAACAGUGGUGGACGAAUUGAGUCGAAAAUGUAG
Aspergillus melleus is the source of this 1455-nucleotide messenger RNA. RefSeq names its product FMN-dependent alpha-hydroxy acid dehydrogenase family protein. The record is from RefSeq and is a predicted model, not a curated record. The transcript has 4 exons. Gene Ontology annotation, molecular function: heme binding; oxidoreductase activity. The coding region runs from base 1 to 1455 and encodes 484 amino acids. NCBI's taxonomy places the organism in Eukaryota, Fungi, Ascomycota, Eurotiomycetes, Eurotiales, Aspergillaceae.